GCUAAUUUGGUGUUUGAAGUUCUGCUAUCAAGUUGUGGUACUAUGGCAAGUGAGGAGCCGCGGAACCAUCAGGGCGGCUACAACAGUGGUGGAGGUGAACGCGAUCGUAGUCGCGACCGUGAACGCGACCAGAAUUGGGAUCGUGACCGUGAUCGAGAUCGUGAGCGGGCACGUGAUGGUGACCGAGAUCGGAAUCAGCGGAAAGGACCGCCUAGAUGCUUCAAGUGCAAUAGCAUCGGGCACUAUGCUAACCAGUGCAGCUGGUUUGAUGCUCCUUCCACUUUCAGAGAUUCUUAUAGAGGACGCUCGACUUCUCCGCGUCGUGGACAUCAGGCGAAGUCGUCUUCCUCCGGAGAAAGCCAGAUGGCAUCCAAUAUUGAGAAGCUAGGACAGAACGUCGCUAGCUUACAGGAGUACGUGAAGCUCGAGCUCUCUAAGAAGAGUAAGAGGGAAGCCAAGAAGAAAGUGAAAGAACUGGCGAAGCAGCGCGAGGAGGAGGAAAGGAUGGAGCGUGAACGACGAAUUGCUCGAAAGGCGGAAAAAGAGAGGAAAGCAAAAGAGAAGAAUUUGAAGUUGGCGAAGAGCGUUGACUUACAACUAUCGUUGAAGAUUGGAGAAUUGCGCGAGGAGAUCCGUCACGAGCUGCGGAGAGUUAUCAAGGGUAAAGCUAAAGACGUCAAACAAGCAUGCAGCAGAAGUACUAGCGAUUCCAACGGGAAUGGUGUCGGCGGAGUUGAUGGUUUGAGCGCCAUGGCAGGGCGGCUGACGAUCAACGAGAAACGAAAGAGAGGCGAAGAGCCCGUAUUUGAGGAUAGCCCUCCUAUGGAGAUUCCUCCGAAACGAACGCCGGCCAAAUGUUCGUUUGUCAAACCAAUCAGGCUGACCUCGCGGUUGAAGUCCCGGACACCGGAGACGAUGUUACGUACGAAGUUGAAGAGGAGGAGCCGACAGGCUUCCAAUAAGAAGAUUCCCGCCGAAUGUGGCGAGUUAGGGCGUCUUCGCUACCUGGAUUCAGUGCGACGUGAUCUGAUCGACUUGGACGCUAAGGCUUUGGAAGCGUUGUGCAAGAAAAUCGGUAUCGAGUAUCGUGGCAAGAUAAACGCCAUCUUUGAUAUUGCCGAUAGUAAAGCCUCCUUGGCUUAUAACUCAGCGGAAGAGUGUGAAGCAACUGAGACAGACCUGGGCAAGGAAGCCUUGGAUGUAGGGAGUGGGAAGGAUGUUGAAGGUAAUGUGGAAGACAGUGAUGAUGAAUCGGAGGCAGCCAUCCACGAGUAGGGGUGCAUGAAUCUGCGGCGUCAACUCCUUUAUCUAUGCAACGUUCGUAAACAGUUGAGCGGCAUCGAUCCUACCAUUGA
This is a messenger RNA of Chara braunii, 1355 nucleotides long. Lineage: Eukaryota; Viridiplantae; Streptophyta; Charophyceae; Charales; Characeae. The record is from the annotation of a GenBank genome assembly.